GGUGUAUAAUACUUCUUCAACUUCAUUUUCAAAAUAUUAGUUGUUGAAGAUACAUCGAUAUAUAUAGAAUCUCUCGUCUCUCUUCUUUCUAUCCGUCUCUUUCUAUCAUGGCUAGGGUUUUUCCUCAAGCAGGCGUUUCUUCACCGUACAUGAGUACGGAGAGAGAGACUUUCACGGUUUGGAUGAAGUCUCUGGUUUAUCAAACCAAUGGUUUAACGGUUUACAAUUCCAACGGAGAGAUUACGUACCGGGUCGAAAACUAUGACAAAUCUAGCAAUGAAGUGCACAUCAUGGAUCUCCAUGGAAACAUUCUUUUCACCAUUCGCAAAAAGAAAUUAUGGCUCUUUGGGAGUUGGUAUGUGUAUAGAGAAUGUGGGACGCUGUCAAGCACUGAGGAAGUAAAACCUUUUGUGAAGAUCAAAAGGUCUUGUAUUAGAGAUGGAGACUGGGAAGUUCGAGAUGAGACCAAUGAAGUCUUUUGGAUUUUAAGAUUUGACCCCAAAUUUGCUUUUCAGAUAAUAGACGUCCAUGGAAACAUCAUUGCAAAGGUAAAGCCAAAACAAUCAUCAAAUGGAGUUAUAUUGGGGGAAGAUGUGUUAUCUUUGGAGGUGAAGCCGCGUAUCGAUCAUUCACUCGUUGUAACACUUGUCACUGUAUAUGGAUUGAUUAAAGGAAUAGUUUAAAUUUUGUUUGAAUUUCAUAGAAAAUUUUAUAUACAAGAUAGUAUUUUUUUCCAACCAUGUUUGUGUUGUGAGAGAUGUAAAGUGUCAUUUUUG
Messenger RNA from Brassica oleracea var. oleracea, 776 nucleotides. Its product is annotated as protein LURP-one-related 4. The transcript has 3 exons. Lineage: Eukaryota; Viridiplantae; Streptophyta; Magnoliopsida; Brassicales; Brassicaceae. The record is from RefSeq and is a predicted model, not a curated record. Bases 108 to 683 code for a protein of 191 amino acids.